AUGUCCUCCUCGGUUGCACAUUUCCUGACCCGUAACCUUGGUGGAGGUCUACGCAGAGGGGGUGGGGGCCGAAAGUUCAAGUCAGCUCUUCCUCCCAGCACGGGCGCCUUUAUUAAUAUACGCCAUCCCCUCGUUCCAUCUCGUCUUUCUCUUCUCAAUUCAUCUUCAUCAUCUUCAUCAUCUUCACUAUCACCAUCACUAUCACCAUCAUCAUCACCACUAUCAUUGUUAUCAUCAUCUUCUCCAAAUCAUUUACAUCUUGUUCAUCAGCCCUUGUCAGCUCGCAGCUUCAGUAUGCUUCAUCCUCUUCAAUCCCAGCACAACAAGGCAAUGUCUCCACCGUUUCCUGCCCCAUCACGAGCACAAACACAACCACUACCUCUAUUAGAACCAGCAAUCGAAGAAUCCCUCUCAUCAACGCCACCAAAUGAGGCUGUCGCUGGCAUCGAUCCCUUAACCGGUCUGCCAAAACGUGGAAACAAGAGAGCAUUCGCCAGCGAGGACCCGAUUGAAGCUCUUUUGGCAAGAAACGAACACUGGUCGUCAUCCGUCAGCAAAAAGUAUCCCGAGUUGUUCCCAUCUCUCGCCUCAACACAGAAACCUCAGAUCCUCUGGUUCGGUUGCAGCGAUUCGCGUGUGCCGGAGACAACCAUUCUCAACCUGUUGCCUGGUGAGGUUUUCGUCCACAGGAACAUUGCCAAUUGUCUGCCGCCGAACGAUCUCAGUUCCUUGAGUGUCUUGCAAUAUGCAGUUGAGGUCCUUCAGGUCAAACAUAUCAUUGUCUGUGGUCAUUAUGGAUGUGGUGGUGUCGCGGCCGCUUGCGCCCAGAAAAAGCUCGGUCUUAUUGAUGUCUGGCUGAAGAACAUUCGGGAUGUCCGUGCAAAACAUAUGCCUGAACUUGAGAACAUCAAGGACCCAGAACUCCGAGUCAGACGGCUUGUUGAGCUCCACACAAAGGCACAGGUUCAUAACGUUCUCCACAACGCCAAUGUUAUCGAGGCGAUGAAGGAGCGAGGUCUUAAGGUUCACGGUUUCGUCUAUGAUGUUGCCAAUGGAAAGAUUAGGAAGUUGGAAGUACCGGACGAUCACUCGACGGAAAUCUACAAUCUCAACAACGAUAAGCCACUACACUAA
Orbilia oligospora ATCC 24927 is the source of this 1134-nucleotide messenger RNA. RefSeq lists its product as uncharacterized. Gene Ontology annotation, cellular component: cytoplasm. Gene Ontology annotation, molecular function: zinc ion binding; carbonate dehydratase activity. The coding region runs from base 1 to 1134 and encodes 377 amino acids. Gene Ontology annotation, biological process: carbon utilization; cellular response to oxidative stress; cellular response to carbon dioxide. NCBI's taxonomy places the organism in Eukaryota, Fungi, Ascomycota, Orbiliomycetes, Orbiliales, Orbiliaceae. The transcript is spliced from 2 exons. The record is from RefSeq and is a predicted model, not a curated record.